Molecule: messenger RNA, 261 nt
Organism: Protopolystoma xenopodis
Lineage: Eukaryota; Metazoa; Platyhelminthes; Monogenea; Polystomatidea; Polystomatidae
Source: the annotation of a GenBank genome assembly
GUCAUUAUUGAGCGACAUCCCAGUUCGAAUAUUGCUGAUAUCGACAAGCAUAAGUUUCUUGUCCCAGAUGACAUCACAAUUGCUCAAUUCAUGUGGAUAAUUCGGAAGCGCAUAAACCUAUCUGCAGAAAAGGCUGUGUUUCUAUUUUUCGGCAAAACUAUGCCGCAGGCUAGCGCCACCCUUGGGCAACUAUAUGAGGACUGUCGAGACGCCGACGGCUUUCUUUAUGCGCAUUACAGUGGCGAAAACUCUUUCGGCUAA